Messenger RNA from Microtus ochrogaster (prairie vole), 1060 nucleotides. Its product is annotated as HLA class I histocompatibility antigen, A-25 alpha chain-like. The transcript is spliced from 6 exons. NCBI's taxonomy places the organism in Eukaryota, Metazoa, Chordata, Mammalia, Rodentia, Cricetidae. The record is from RefSeq and is a predicted model, not a curated record. The coding region runs from base 1 to 1002 and encodes 333 amino acids.
AUGAGGACCCUUGCAUCCCAGACUCUCCUCCUGCUGCUCCUGGUCACCCUGGCUCUGACCAAAGGUUCAUACCGGCUGAGCCAUUUCCAAACCCUCCUGACCUGGCCCGGCCUCGUGGAAUCCCAGUUCAUCUCUGCCAGCUAUGUGAACGACACACAAUUCAUGGGAUUCAACAGCAGGGCAGAGAAUCUGAGCGUGGAGCACCGGGCACCGUGGGUGGAUCAGCAGGAGCCACAGUAUUGGUUGGAGGAGACACAGAGCAUCUUGCAAGAAAAAAAUUUCUUCCAAGAAGUAAUGAAGAAAGCGCUCCGCAUCUAUAACCAGAGCAUGUCUGGAUAUCACACAAUCCAGAGGAGGUAUGGCUGCAUUGUGCUGCCCAGAGGGUACUUCAAUCGCGGGUUCCACGAAUUAACCUUCGGUGGCCAGGAUUACAUCGCACUGAACGAGGACCUGUGCACCUGGACCUCGGCAUGCAAGGCUGCUAAGAGGAUCAGGCAAGAGUGGGAAAGGGCAGGGUUUGCAGAAGAGGUGAAGACUUACUUGAAGGAUGAAUGCGUUGAGUUGCUCCUGGCACAGCUGCACUACGGGGAGGAGAUUUUGCUGAGAACAGACGCUCCCAAAAUCCUUGUAACCCAUAAAGUCAGAACUGACAGAAAAAUCACCCUGAGGUGCUUGGCCCUGAACUUCUACCCUGCUGAGAUCACCCUGACCUGGCAGAGGGAUGGGAGCAACCAAACUCUGGAUGUAGAGCUGGUGGAGACCAGGCCUGCAGGGGAUGGAACCUUCCAGAAGUGGGCAGCUGUGGUGGUGCCUUCUGGGGAGGAGCAGAGAUACACAUGCCAUGUGCACCAUGAGGGGCUGCCUGAGCCCCUCACCCUGAGAUGGGAGCCUCCUCAGCCCUCGGUCCCCAUCAUGCCAAUUGUGACUGGCCCGGUCCUUGGAGCUGUGCUGAUCGGAGCUGUGGUGACUUCUCUGAUGUGGAAGAGGAGGACUAAAGGAUAGGACAGCUGGACUGAGACUAACAGGAUUUAGUCUGUUUUCCCUUUUCCCACUGUGGCCU